Triplophysa rosa is the source of this 2088-nucleotide messenger RNA. RefSeq names its product CD99 molecule-like 2 (gene cd99l2). The record is from RefSeq and is a predicted model, not a curated record. Lineage: Eukaryota; Metazoa; Chordata; Actinopteri; Cypriniformes; Nemacheilidae. Bases 122 to 973 code for a protein of 283 amino acids. The transcript has 13 exons.
CCUAAAGCCGGUGUAACGUGAUCCCGCACGCGCCAGUCGAAUCUCAUGCUAGCUCAUUCGCACUGCAGACUGUUACUCGUCUCUGUCUCGGAGCAUUUCUGAUCAAAAUCACACUUUAAACAUGGGGAAGCUUUCGACAUGGACGCUUCUGGCAGUCUUUUCUCUGCUGGUAGUGAAAGGAAUUUGUGAGGAUCUGGAUUUGUCAGAUGCAUUGGAUGAUAAGCCACCUACUUCAGCUCCUAAAGUGGAACCAGCAGGCGGUGACGUGAAACCCACGACCAAGCGUCCUGUUCAGCCCACAGUCCCAGUAAAGAAUCCAGUAAAACCCAAGCCCAAACAAACAGAAGAGACAUACACUGAUUUCUUUGAUUCCACCAUUCGGCCGGGUCUGUUGCCCCGAACAACCACUAAACCUCUCCAAACCUCUGUUCACCCCCGGAAACAGUCUGGUUCUGAUGACUUCGAUCUUAGCGAUGCUCUUAAUCCCGACAAUGACAUCAGAGGAAAGGGCAAAGACUCGGACAAAAAUGAUAAAGGCCUUGCAGGAGGUGGCCGUGAGGAUGGCCAAGUCAAUAGCCGAGGUGGAACUAGUGCUGGUGGAUUCUCAAACGAUGACCUUGCUGAUAUUGGCAAUGACAAUACCUAUAAACCAGACAAAGGCAAAGGCAAAGGUGGACAAGGAACAAGUGGCAAUGAUUUGGAGCCUGCUGAUGAAAAUAACUACGACACCAUGGCUGAGACCGGUACCAUCGCUGGUAUCAUAAGUGCCGUUGGCAUGGCGCUGGUUGGCGCGGUGAGCGGCUACAUCUCCUAUCAGAAGAAGAAGCUAUGCUUCAGCAUACAGCAGAGCCUGAACACGGAUAUGGUGAAGGCAGACGCUCCAGAUGCUGUAGUAGCUCAAGAGCCACAAGUUCAACAGACUCUUCUCCAGCCUCCUAAUGCUGAGCCUCCGACAGAGGAAAAUGCCGUCUAACCUGAAAUACAUCGCGCAAACUAAAGGGGCAAAGUUUCAAAUCUUCAUUCUCCCAUUCAAGUACCACUAUGUUUCCCAGCACAUGUGCACCGCGCGGCCCUUUUGAAGUACUAAUGUGACUGUUUAAAUCCAGCUUAAUAUCACUUUAUUUAUUUAACUGUUAAAGCCUGUUUGCAACAAUUUUGCUAUGUAAAAGAAAACCGUAAAAAAUGAAGUCUCGAGACUGAGAAACCACUUGAGUUUUUAAAGAUUUGUUAUGGACUCCCUCACUGUACUGUAGUACAGUCUUGUUGUUUACCUUCUUAAGAUUAGCUCAGACAAAUGUAUACUUAAAGGAUUACUUGACUAAAAAUGGACUAAAAUCUGUCAUUAUUUACUAAACCCAUAUGGGUUUCCUCUGCAGAACACAGAAGGAGGUAACUGAACAAAAAUCUGGUUGGGCGAAUUCAAUCCGGUGGCAUUUAAUCAGGAUUUACGCCCAAGAGUGUCAGUAAAUGUUGAUUUUAGUGAAAACAAUCUGAUAUUGAAUCAUGAAGCUCCAGUGUUCAUGCCAAAACUGACAAACAUAAAGAGCUUACACAGGUGAGAAAUGACCCAGAUAGCACAGGUACGUCUGUAAGAUGUCAUGUCUGCCAAAGAUCUGGAGAUCUGAAAAACAUCUGCUCUGUAAAAACAUGAUAGAAGUCUUAAAAAAUGCAGUUUUACAUCCAUUCUAAAUCAUAAACAUCUUACAGACAACUUCUAAAUGUCUAUAUGACAUCUGACAGUAGACGUCUCAGAGAUGUAUUGCAGAUGAACAAACAAUCAAAGAAAAAUACGUUUUGCAGAUGUAAAUGCAGACAUCAAAUAGAUGUCUCCUAGAUGUAUGCGUGCUAUCAGGGGACGGCUGAAGAGACAAAUACAAAUUUGGAAGGACAUGAGGGUCAAUAAAUAAUGACAGAAUCGUAACCUUUGUGUGAGCUAAUUCAGAUGAUUGGUGAUUCUAACGUUUACAGAAACAAGUGAUUGGAUAAUCAGCCUUUAUCUAGACUGUUUCCACAUGUUGUUACAGUAAUACAGUUGUUUGGAAUUUGCUAUUGAAUCUAGAUCAUGAAGAAUUUGUCUUAUUAUUUUUA